Scomber scombrus (Atlantic mackerel) is the source of this 1555-nucleotide messenger RNA. RefSeq names its product sentrin-specific protease 6-like. Lineage: Eukaryota; Metazoa; Chordata; Actinopteri; Scombriformes; Scombridae. Gene Ontology annotation, molecular function: SUMO-specific endopeptidase activity. Gene Ontology annotation, biological process: regulation of kinetochore assembly; protein desumoylation; regulation of spindle assembly. Gene Ontology annotation, cellular component: cytoplasm; nucleus. The record is from RefSeq and is a predicted model, not a curated record.
AAUGGUGUAUCCCCCUCCUCCAGCCAAAGGUGGCAUAUUAGUCACUAAUGAAGACCUCCACUGCCUUAAUGAUGGAGAAUUCCUAAACGACGUUAUCAUAGACUUUUAUUUAAAAUAUUUAGUUUUAGAGAAAUUGAAAAAAGAAGAUGCACAAAGGAUCCACGUCUUCAGCUCCUUCUUUUAUAAGAGACUGAACCAGAGGGAGCGGAGGAACGUUCCCGACACGACAAACCUGCCAAUCCAGAAAAGGAAGCACAACAGGGUAAAGACGUGGACUCGGCACGUCGAUCUGUUUCAGAAGGACUUCAUUUUUGUUCCCAUCAAUGAGUCAGCUCACUGGUACUUGGCAGUCAUCUGCUUCCCGGGCCUGGAGGGCGCGCUGUACGAGCAGAACCCGCUGUACCACGGCCCGUUUCCAGCCCCGACCCCAGCUGCUGAUCCUCCGUCAGAGGAGGAAAUCCCGGAUCACUGCCGUCCUCUGUCCCCAGAAAGAGACGGGCUGGAGAACUCCUCGGCGCACUCGUCCCCCAGUGUCCCAGAGGCGUCAGCAGAGGGUCAGACUGAAGGAGAGCACAAGGAGAACUCUGCCGUCGCCGACAGGAGACCCGAGGCCUCCAGUACUCCUGUGGCAUCGGGUAACGGCCAGGCCGACCCCGAACAGCAAUAUACAAGCGGGUUGCACCGAAUCAGUGUUUGUUACAGUUCAAGAAACGGAGAAGAGGACGCCUACACCUUUUCUGAUGACCAGAGCUCCUGUCAGGACGAGUGCAGUGAGGACGGGACUCUGGCUGAUGACACUCUCACCUCGGACGCCUCUGGUUCGGUCUCUAAAUCGAACCUCUGCAAACAGCCUUGUAUUCUCAUCAUGGACUCCCUCCGUGGUCCGGGCAGAUCGACUGUGGUGAAAACUCUCAGAGAGUACCUGGAGGUGGAGUGGGAGGUGCGUAAAGGGACUCAGAGGAGUUUCGGGAAGGACGUGAUGAAGGGCUCCAGCCCACGUGUGCCUCAGCAGGAUAACUUCAGCGACUGUGGAGUUUACAUCCUGCAGUAUGUGGAGAGCUUUUUCGAGAAUCCAAUUCCCAGUUUUCAUCUGCCUGUGAACCUGUCGGAGUGGUUUCCUCAGCAACGGAUGAAGACGAAGCGUGAGGAAAUCAAGGAGCUGAUCCUUAAGAUCCAAGUGCAACAAGAACUGAACAAGAAGGAGCCCAACCAUGUCGAGGCUCCGUCAGGCUCCUCUGAUGGGCUGGAGAUCGAAGAGACUUCUGGUUCGACAGGCGUGCUGCCGAACCUACCCAUCAGCCCCUGAAACAAACCCACCUUCCUCCUUCUACUCCUACUCAUCCUCGCCCCUUCACUCCCAAACCCAGCAAGGGUGGGGGUGGAAGGGGGCCGAACCUGAUCGUACGCUGCUGGUUUCACUUCAACAGUCCUUAACGCCUCUCUUCAUUAACCACACACAACAAACAAACAAAAUUUGUAAUGAAUAAAACACGAACUGUAAAUACGCUGGAGUUUUUCUGCUGUCUUUGUAAUUUUUCCCUUUUAUGGCUCAUUC